Messenger RNA from Gilbertella persicaria, 487 nucleotides. RefSeq lists its product as uncharacterized. Lineage: Eukaryota; Fungi; Mucoromycota; Mucoromycetes; Mucorales; Choanephoraceae. The transcript is spliced from 2 exons. The record is from RefSeq and is a predicted model, not a curated record. Bases 1 to 255 code for a protein of 84 amino acids.
AUGAGAGGAAGCAUCUCAAAAAAUGAUGCGUCACUCGGGGUAUACACGCCUCUUGUUUUUUCCUUUUUUUUUUCUAAGUUUGUUUGCUCUGGUGUUUUGGUGUGCUUCUUUCUAAGUACUAUCUACAACGGUGUUUCUGGUGUUGCUCUUGGUGUUCUUGUUGUUGUAGCUAGUUCUCAUACCCUUGGGUAUCUAUUCAUCCUCUUUUUGUUUUUAUUAUCCUUUUCUGGCGCUUCGACUGGCCUCGCCCAGUAAGUGUUUAAGAACUUGUUUCUCCUAUUCCCUAGAUAAGUAAGACUUGAUGAGUUCCAUAUUGCCUUGAUGUGGUGGUCCCUGUUACCAAGAGCUUGCUUUACCAUUUCAUACGGCCGGGUUCCUUAGGGUACCAGGGCUCUAUUAAUAACAGUUUUUUUGGUGUUCUCAACUUGUUGUAUCAUCAAAGACACUUACAUACGUUGGUUUUAAAUCAACAGUGUUUGUGUAUCGC